Molecule: messenger RNA, 2835 nt
Organism: Galeopterus variegatus (Sunda flying lemur)
Lineage: Eukaryota; Metazoa; Chordata; Mammalia; Dermoptera; Cynocephalidae
Gene: UBE2I
Product: ubiquitin-conjugating enzyme E2I
Exons: 7
Coding region: 168-644 (158 amino acids)
Biological process (GO): protein sumoylation
Cellular component (GO): nucleus
Molecular function (GO): SUMO conjugating enzyme activity
Source: RefSeq, a predicted model, not a curated record
AUGCCGUCCCAAGCCUGGGGGAGUUUGCACCGGGUGGAGAAGGGGCAGCAGGGUCUUCUCAUUCCAACCUGCGAGGGCGUCGUGCUACCGCCCAUUUUACAGAUGAGGAAGUCGAAGUUGAGGGAGAUAAGCACGUUGCCCACACUCUCGCAGCCAGGACUUUGAAUAUGUCGGGGAUCGCCCUCAGCAGACUCGCCCAGGAGAGGAAAGCUUGGAGAAAAGACCACCCAUUUGGUUUUGUGGCUGUCCCGACAAAAAAUCCCGAUGGCACGAUGAACCUCAUGAACUGGGAGUGUGCCAUUCCAGGAAAGAAAGGGACUCCAUGGGAAGGAGGCUUGUUUAAACUGCGGAUGCUUUUCAAAGAUGAUUAUCCAUCCUCACCACCGAAGUGUAAAUUUGAACCACCGCUAUUCCACCCAAAUGUGUACCCUUCGGGGACGGUGUGCCUGUCCAUCCUAGAGGAAGACAAGGACUGGAGGCCAGCCAUCACAAUUAAACAGAUCUUAUUAGGAAUACAGGAACUUCUAAAUGAACCAAAUAUUCAAGACCCAGCUCAAGCAGAGGCCUACACAAUUUACUGCCAAAACAGAGUGGAAUAUGAGAAAAGGGUUCGAGCACAAGCCAAGAAGUUUGCGCCCUCGUAAGCAGCACCCUUGCGGCAGCGUGAAAAGGAAGGGAUUGGUUUGGCAAGAACUUGUUUACAACCUCUCUGCAAGUCUAAAGUUGCUCCGUACAGUCACUAGUCUCCGGGGGAGGGUGGGGCGGGCGCCAUGGUCCAUUUCCGCCACUGGUACACGGUCUCGAUUUGCUGAAUUGCCCCGUUUUUCAUACAGGGUCUCUUCCUUCAGUCUUUUGUAUUUUUGAUUGUUAUGUAAAACUUGCUUUUAUUUUAAUAUUGAUGUCAGUAUUUCAACUGCUGUAAAAUUACAAACUUUUAUACUUCAAUAAGCCCCUAAGAGCUAGUUUCCUCCGCUCUCGGAUGCAGGCAUGCUUCGCGUUAGAGCCGCACUUAGCCUCUGGCUGGCUGUAUGAAAAGGAAAUCAACUGCGCCCCCACCUCCUCUCUCUCCAGCAUUGGGUUGUGUUGCUCAUGAGCCUCAGAUCCAACGUCAGCCGGCAUCUGGUUCUGCGUCACUUCCUUUGUGUUUAUAUGGCGUUUUGUCUGUGUUGCUGUUUAGAGUAAAUAAACUGUUUAUAUAAAGGUUUUUGUUGCAUUAUCAUCAUUGAAAGUGAGGGGCGGCUUGGGCCUGCCCAGCCUCCUGCUCCCAGCUUCAGAGCCACCUCGCUGAGCACCAGCUUCGCGGUCUGGGACCAGGACCAGCCGCCAGGAGCUCUUCUCAUGGUCUCUGCUUCCGGACGCGCCCAGGCCCACGUGGCUGGCUGUCCUGGCUCUUUUUACAUAGUACUGCACACAGGAGUGGCGUGUCGAGACCUUGUUCUCCCUGCCCAGGUCUUUGGGCUGUGGAGCACUAGGCAGAACUCGGAUCUGGUCAGGUCGGAAUUGGCAGCAGACCCUUGUAAAGCAUGCAGGUUACGAGUUGAUGCAUGUACUGCCUUGGGCACUCUUGCAGCAGCUCAGUCCAGACCGGGGCUGAGGCCAAGCGAGGACCACUGUCAAAGCAGCUGGCUGGCCUGGGUGCACCCUCCUCGGUGGCCGGGCCACAGCGAUGGAGCCUUGCCUGUGGAUGUAGCAGCCCCUGCCUGACUUCCCUGUCUGACUGUACCACGUGCCCUGCAGGCGGCUGCCCCAGGGCCUCUGCACACCAUUCCCUCGCAUCCCCAAGGAGGCAGCCUCACACCCUGUGAAGGACUGAAGCUUCCUCCAGCUGCUCUCGGGCACCUGAGCCACGGCCCCUCCAGCGCCUUCCCAGCCUGCACUCGGCCCCUGCCCCUGGGUGGCAGUGGACAGGACCCUGGACACCCCCAGGGGCUCCUGGCCUGGGUGUUGUGUCGGCACCAAGCACCCUGUGAGUCCACUGUCCACACAUGCUCCUUUCUCUGAGGCCCAGCAGGACAGUGGUGGUGGAGACGGAGCAGCAGACAGGACAGGCCCAGUUCUUGAGACCGGAGGCCCAGGGCCAGCCCUGCCACUCUGGAGGACCCUCACUGUUGGAACGGGGCCACCGGUGCCCAAGUAAACAGACCAGCAGGGGGCAGGUUGGUUCUGGGUUGGGCGAUCCCCAGAGGAAGGAGGAGUGGCUGGUCGUGAGGCGCCCUGGGAAACUCGAGACCCCAGGAGGGCAGCCCCCAUCGUUGUGUGUCCGACCGCCACAGGCCAAGAGUCUCGGUGGAGGUUAGGGGGCUACAGGAGGCCCAGAGCCAGCACUGUGUCCAGUGGCUCAGGUGCGAGUGCCUUGUUUGCUUUCUAAGCUGUGUUUUGUGGGUCGCUGAGCUCCUCGCUUGAUUUUGCAGUUGGUUUGUAACAGAGGACCUUACCUGGGGAAUUCAGCCAGAUUGUAUAUUUGUAGCCUGCUCCCAGAAUGUCUUAUUUUGUAAUGACUGAACUACAUUUAGUAUUAGUUACACAUGUAUAUGGUUAAUAUAUACGGAAAUUCAAUAUAUUUUAUAGUUAAAGUAUUCUAAAGUAAUUGAUGUUUCUAGCAAACUGUAGUGAUUCCAGCUAAUGAAAUGUUUCUUUUGUACCACAGUCCUUGGCUUAACAAUGAUGUGAAUCUUGUAACAUGAGAACCAUGAAACGUGAUGUGAUCAUCCUGUGUUUAAUAUAAGAGAAGCAAGAAUGUUCCCAGCACAAGGCGCCUCAUAACAAGGGAUUGUGGGCGAUACAUUAACCACUGUAUCUACGAAUCUUCUAAUUAAAACAUUUCCACAAACCGCA